AUGUCGACAGAGUACAAAUUUACAUGUCAAGGAUGCGGUUUAGCAUUUCAAAUGGCUGAAGAUCAGAGGAAUCACUUUAAAUCUGAUUUACAUCGUUAUAAUAUGAAGAGAAGAGUUACUGGUUUACCUCCAAUUUCUUCUGAACAAUUUAAGCAAAAGUUCGAAGACAGUACUGCAGCUAAACCAACCGUUGUACAAUCUAAACCUAAUCAUAUUAAAGAGAAGAAUUAUAAUCCAACUAAAGUGGCAAAUAAGCAACCAGAAGAUGUUAAAAUUCAACCAGAAUUGACUGAGGAGGAAAUUUACAAUGAAAGAAUGAAGAAUAGGUUAUCUAGCUUGGAUUGUUUAUUCUCUUCACAUAAAUCAUCAACAGUUGAAGAGAACGUUAGAUUUAUGGAACAUAACUUCUCAUUUUACAUCCCAGAUAGGGACUUCAUACAAAAUUUGGAUGGUCUGGUACAAUACUUAGCUGAUAAGAUAUCAAUUGGUCACACGUGUUUAUUCUGUAACAAAUCAUUUACCUCAUUAGAAUCAAUUAGAAAGCAUAUGUUGGAUAAGUCACAUAAUAAGAUCGCAUACGAACUUGAAGAAGAUAGAGACGAAAUAUCAGAUUAUUAUGACUUUGAAUCAUCAAAUGCACAAAAUGAUGACGGUUGGGAAGAUGAUGAAGAUAUUCAAUCAGGUGAAGAAGAUGAAAUGGUUGAAGAUGACAGCGAUAAUAAAGAAGAACGUGAAAUCCAAUAUGGUGACACACCUUUCGAAUUGGUGUUACCAACAGGUAGACGAAUCGGUCAUAGAUCUAUGCAAAUGUAUUACAAGCAAAGACCAUUGCAACAAGAGUUAACUGAGAAGAAACAUGGUCAACAAUCUGUAACUUAUAAAAUGUCUAACUCUGACGCACUCAUUCCAGCUAAAGGUUCUGGAUUCGGUGCAUUCGGCGAAGGUCAACAAGUCAUUCACGCGUCCAAUAAGGGUGAAGCAAGGCUUGCAAAGAAAGCAACCAGACAAGCUAGAGAUGUACAAAGAAGGGAACAAUUCAAGACUAAGGUCGGAUUCAAACAUAAUAACCAGAAGCACUUCCGUGAUCAAUUACUUCAAUAGAUUAUUUAUUUAUUCACUCUUUUGUAAAAUUUGAUCACAUUAUCAUACGUCAUUUU
Wallemia mellicola CBS 633.66 is the source of this 1157-nucleotide messenger RNA. RefSeq lists its product as hypothetical. The transcript is spliced from 2 exons. Gene Ontology annotation, cellular component: preribosome, large subunit precursor. The record is from RefSeq and is a predicted model, not a curated record. Lineage: Eukaryota; Fungi; Basidiomycota; Wallemiomycetes; Wallemiales; Wallemiaceae. The coding region runs from base 1 to 1101 and encodes 366 amino acids. Gene Ontology annotation, biological process: ribosomal large subunit biogenesis.